CUAACUCAAGCUAACAUUGCUCAACUGUCACCUGAAGACGUCCCGAGAAAAAUCACGUUCCUCUUCCUCUCCGGGACAGGUCGUCCUGUGGGUCAGCUCCUCUUCCUCUCCGGGACAGGUCGUCCGGUGGGUCAGCUCCUCUUCCUCUCCGGGACAGGUCGUCCGGUGGGUCAGCUCCUCUUCCUCUCCGGGACAGGUCGUCCGGUGGGUCAGCUCCUCUUCCUCUCCGGGACAGGUCGUCCGGUGGGUCAGCUCCUCUUCCUCUCCGGGACAGGUCGUCCGGUGGGUCAGCUCCUCUUCCUCUUCCUCUCCGGGACAGGUCGUCCGGUGGGUCAGCUCCUCUUCCUCUCCGGGACAGGUCGUCCGGUGGGUCAGCUCCUCUUCCUCUCCGGGACAGGUCGUCCGGUGGGACAGGUCGUCCGGUGGGUCAGCUCCUCUUCCUCUUCCUCUCCGGGACAGGUCGUCCGGUGGGACAGGUCGUCCGGUGGGACAGGUCGUCCGGUGGGUCAGCUCCUCUUCCUCUUCCUCUCCGGGACAGGUCGUCCGGUGGGUCAGCUCCUCUUCCUCUCCGGGACAGGUCGUCCGGUGGGUCAGCUCCUCUUCCUCUUCCUCUCCGGGACAGGUCGUCCGGUGGGUCAGCUCCUCUUCCUCUCCGGGACAGGUCGUCCGGUGGGACAGGUCGUCCGGUGGGACAGGUCGUCCGGUGGGACAGGUCGUCCGGUGUGUCCAGCUGCAGCUGAGUUUCUGAGUCAUGGCUCAGCAGAGAGGAGUCAACAGUCUGCAGUUCAACCAGGACCAGAGCUGUUUCUGCUGCGCUAUGGAGACCGGGGUCAGGAUUUAUAACGUGGAGCCUCUGAUGGAGAAAGGACACCUGGGUGAGAGGUGUGUGUGUGUGUGUGUGUGUGUGUG
Labrus bergylta (ballan wrasse) is the source of this 909-nucleotide messenger RNA. The record is from RefSeq and is a predicted model, not a curated record. NCBI's taxonomy places the organism in Eukaryota, Metazoa, Chordata, Actinopteri, Labriformes, Labridae.